AUGGAUUUUCGGGAAGACAAUUCGUCCAAAGAAAUUAGGAAAGCCGACGAUGCAAGUAUCAUCUUCGAAAACACCGGAGAUCUUCUCAAAAGUAUGAAGAAUUUCGCUGGUAGCGUCGGAGAGCAGGAAAAGAAGCAUCCAUACGGAAAAGGAUCGAGUGCUGCAAGAACUUAUGGUGGUGGAAUGAAGAACUCAGCCAGCGCAUUCACUCGUUCCGGAGAUCAAUUCGACAAGUUGUUCGCUGCUUGCUCAGCUUUCAAAGAUCACAUCAACUCAGCCAUUCUUGCCAAACUUAUUAGUUUCAAGGAUAUCGAAUGGCUCUUGGUGUUCCUUUAUGCUUGUCUUGUAGUGGCCUUUGCCACGACUUCUUUUGGUUUGUAA
Caenorhabditis briggsae is the source of this 381-nucleotide messenger RNA. The transcript is spliced from 4 exons. The record is from RefSeq and is a predicted model, not a curated record. Lineage: Eukaryota; Metazoa; Nematoda; Chromadorea; Rhabditida; Rhabditidae. The coding region runs from base 1 to 381 and encodes 126 amino acids.